CAGCGGAUCUAUAUGGACAAAUAGACACAUCAGCUCCCCCAAGUCCGUCUCAUUAACAGUUUAAAUGUACAUACAGUUAGAAAACAUGGAUGCCCCUCAUCAAGUAUUUGAGUUGAACAUUUCAGGGAAGUUGUUUGAAGUAACCGCGGACGUUCUUGCUCGGUUUCCGAAGUCACGACUAGGUAAACUGGCUGUAGAAUCAUCAGUGUCGCUAACACAAGGUACGGGUACUAAGAAGACUUUAUCCUUCAGUCGUCCCAGCCCGCCUUUUGAUGACAUUUUAGCAUACUACCAAACAGGCGAGUUACAUAUGCCAGUCAACAUCUGUCCAAAGGCAUACAAAAGAGAGCUGGACUUCUGGGAGUUAGACCCGGAUGAUAUGCAGUAUUGUUGCCGAUUUAAAUACCUGGCGUUUUUCGAUGAGUUCGAGACAAUCUCAACUUUUCAAGCCAGCAUUGAGAAAACAAAUUUUACAUCGGCAGUGAGCAACUCUUCGUUAUCCACGAUAGGAAGAUUUCGGGCUCGAGUCUGGUCAGUCAUAGAGCACGAGGAAUCGACGGUUAUUUCCAAGAUUGUGAUGAUGUUUUUGGUGCUAUGUGUCGCCACGUCCAUCCUCAACCUCUCCCUCGGAACUGUUGAUUCCUUCAAACAACGUAUCAGUCUCACUUCUCUCCAUAGUCACCUUACCGAUCUUGUCGAGCAAGAGGGUGGCGAUUACGACGAUAUUAUCGACAUUUUGGAAGUGACAUUGUGUGGCGAUAACUGGGAGUGUGUUUUAGACGAGUUUGAUGCAUAUCUCGAUGAAGCUGAGGAAAACAACAUCACAUCCAUUGGACACGAGCAUAUGAACUUCGAUCCAAAGGAACUGAAAAGAACUCUGGAGAAAUUCAAAAGUCUCACUCAACAUAAAACACGGCAUUAUGCAAUGAUUGUUAUUGAUUUUGUUCUGUUGGUUAUUUUCUUUAUAGAAUUAAUCGUGCGCCUCUGCGCCUGUCCUAGUCUCAGGCGCUAUUUCCUGAGUCCACUGAAUGACAUUGACAUCCUGAUUCUGGUAACUGCAAUCAUUGAUGUUGUUAUAGAAAACUGGUACGCUAAGUUCCGGUAUUCUGACAAGGGUAUUCGAAUACUGUACUACCUUCAAAUGCUUCGUGUACUGCGAAUCCUGAGAUUUGUCAACAAGGUUCCGUCCAUACAAGUACUCAGCUACACUGUGAGGACAAAUGUCACAGACCUCGUGGUUUUAUUCCUGUACGUUCUCGUUGGUGUGAUAAUUAUUUCAAAUUUUGCAUAUUUCGCUGAGGACAAGAGCACGUUUACAGACAUGCCGGAGUCGUGGUGGUGGGGCGUGAUCACCAUGACAACCGUUGGAUACGGAGAUGUCGUUCCAAAAACUGCUUUAGGGAAGAUUAUGGGAUGCAUAUGCGCACUGUGUGGAGUCCUUUCUCUUUCAAUUACAGUCCCUGUGUUCGUAAACACAUUCAUCUCACUAUAUCAGAUCUCGAAUAUCUACAACAGGUAUUUGAAACCAAAACAAAAUCAGGUUAGUCCAACUACCAGAACUAUGACAUCCAGAGUUACGAUGCAGCCCGACACCGGACCAGACUCAAUCAGCCUUGACGGUACGCCUGUAACCACAGAAAAGGUUACUUGAUUGUUAACAAUAGCGCGAUGCAUGCUGAUUAUGUAUCGAAAAGAAUCCCAUUUAGUUUGUUUACUAACUUGAGCUUAUCACAGACGUCUGCAUCUAAUUAGUAUUGAUAGACAAAAUGUUUGCCUCUAAUCCUACUAUUUCAAAAAGGUGUAACACUUGUAGGUCGGACGAUCAAUCGACCAUGAAACAUUGCUGAAGAUUGUGUAUAUUUGACAUUUUAGUCGGAUUGAACCUCAAUUCAAAGCAAAUCGAAGCUCGUCCCCUAUUCCGACUUUUCAAGUGUUGGACGUGAUGAUUUUUAGGAGUAGGGGUUAAUAUUUUUAGGAGUAGGGGUUAAUAUUUUUAGGAGUAGGGGUUAAUAUUUUUAGGAGUAGGGGUUGAUAUUUUUAGGAGUAGGGGUUGAUAUUUUUAGGAGUAGGGGUUAAUAUUUUUCUAUAAAUAUUAACCAGAAUGAGAUGCAGACGCCUGUGCGCAUAUAUCAUAUUCAGUGAAAACAAUUACCCAACCAGAAUCUGCAACACAAUACGAUGGCAUUUCGUAUCAUGGGACACUAGUAUUGAUCUAUGACAAAUCUCUA
Messenger RNA from Pecten maximus, 2228 nucleotides. RefSeq names its product potassium voltage-gated channel protein Shaw-like. Gene Ontology annotation, cellular component: voltage-gated potassium channel complex; membrane. NCBI's taxonomy places the organism in Eukaryota, Metazoa, Mollusca, Bivalvia, Pectinida, Pectinidae. The transcript has 2 exons. Gene Ontology annotation, biological process: potassium ion transmembrane transport; protein homooligomerization. Gene Ontology annotation, molecular function: protein binding; voltage-gated potassium channel activity. The record is from RefSeq and is a predicted model, not a curated record. The coding region runs from base 65 to 1651 and encodes 528 amino acids.